Molecule: messenger RNA, 743 nt
Organism: Rhea pennata
Lineage: Eukaryota; Metazoa; Chordata; Aves; Rheiformes; Rheidae
Gene: MRPS14
Product: mitochondrial ribosomal protein S14
Exons: 3
Coding region: 39-425 (128 amino acids)
Biological process (GO): translation
Cellular component (GO): ribosome; mitochondrial small ribosomal subunit
Molecular function (GO): structural constituent of ribosome
Source: RefSeq, a predicted model, not a curated record
CCCGGCCGUUGGCGGCGCCGCCGCCGCGCAGCGACAAGAUGGCGGCCGCCGCGCUGGGCUGGGCGCUGCAGGCCGCUCGGCGGGUUCUCCCCGCAGCGUGCCCAAGGCAAGCGCGGGGCUACUACGUGGACUGGAGGAUGCUGCGGGACGUCAAGAGAAGGAAGCUAGCGUACGAGUACGCGGACGAGCGGCUGCGGAUCAACGCCAUCCGGAAGAACACCAUCCUGCCCAAAGAGCUGCAGGAAGUGGCUGAUAAAGAGAUUGCUGCCUUGCCCCGGGACAGCUGCCCUGUGAGGAUCCGAAAUAGGUGUGUCCUGACAUCCCGGCCUCGAGGGGUGAAGCGGCGUUGGAGGCUUAGUAGAAUCGUUUUCCGCCAUUUCGCUGACCAUGCUCAAAUGUCUGGGAUACAGAGAGCUAUGUGGUAGAUCCAUCGCAUGGACAUAUGUUCACACCAUCAGGCUCAGAUUGUGCAUUCAAGUAAUUACAGCACAGUUGUCCUGUCUAGGAGUCCAGUAUAAAUACCAGACUAAUAUGGGGAGGAAGAGAAGCCAUGCUCAUUCAUAAAGUUCACUUACUGGAUUGUGAUUAGUAACAGCUAACUGAUGGGGGGGGGAAAAAGCAUAACUGCACUAAGCCAGUCUGUUAGAGGCAGGUUUAUUUUGAGACAAUCACUACCUGAUUGUUGCAGAACUAUGCUGAGGAUUGUAAUAAGAACAUGAAAAAUAAAGACAUACAGCACAAGA